Messenger RNA from Cynoglossus semilaevis (tongue sole), 12256 nucleotides. RefSeq names its product transformation/transcription domain-associated protein (gene trrap). The record is from RefSeq and is a predicted model, not a curated record. Gene Ontology annotation, cellular component: SAGA complex; nucleus; NuA4 histone acetyltransferase complex. The transcript is spliced from 73 exons. Gene Ontology annotation, molecular function: protein binding. Gene Ontology annotation, biological process: DNA repair; regulation of DNA-templated transcription. NCBI's taxonomy places the organism in Eukaryota, Metazoa, Chordata, Actinopteri, Pleuronectiformes, Cynoglossidae. The coding region runs from base 163 to 11724 and encodes 3853 amino acids.
UGGCUUCCAGGCUCCCGCACUGAAACAGCGCGAGCCCGGUGCAAUUAGAGCGACGGUUUCCUGUCUGUGCCGUCUGCGUACAUGGGCUCUCAGUGAGAUCUGUGCAGACUUCUGUCUGCCUCGUUCCUCCCCUCAGCAGCCCUCUCUGCCUCAGCUGCCAGCAUGGCCUUCGUGCCGGCCCCCAGCCCCACUGUGGUGGAUCAGACCACACUAAUGAAGAAGUACCUGCAGUUUGUGGCAGCGCUCACAGACACCAACACACCUGAUGAAACGAAACUGAAGAUGAUGCAGGAGGUCAGCGAGAACUUUGAGAAUGUGACAUCAUCACCUCAAUACUCCACCUUUCUGGAACACAUCAUCCCUCGCUUCCUCACUUUCCUUCAGGAUGGAGAGGUGCAGUUUCUUCAGGAAAAACCUACACAGCAACUGAGAAAACUUGUGCUGGAAAUCAUCCACCGCAUCCCAACCAAUGAGCAUCUUCGUCCUCACACCAAGAACAUCCUGUCUGUGAUGUUUCGCUUCCUGGAGAUUGAAAGUGAGGAGAAUGUGUUGAUAUGCCUGCGCAUCAUCAUCGAGCUGCACAAACAGUUCCGUCCUCCAAUCUCUCAGGAGAUUCACCACUUUCUGGAUUUUGUCAAGCAGAUUUAUAAAGACCUGCCAAAAGUCGUGACUAGAUACUUCGAGAACCCACAGGUGAUCGCAGAGAACACCGUUCCCUCCCCAGAGAUGGUGGGCAUGAUCACGUCGGUGCUGGUGAAGACCGCACCGGAGAGAGAGGACAGCGAGACACGGACGCAUACCAUCAUCCCUCGAGGGUCUCUGUCUCUGAAGGUCCUGGCUGAGCUGCCCAUCAUCGUGGUGCUGAUGUACCAGCUCUACAAGCUGAACAUCCACAACGUGGUGUCAGAGUUUGUGCCUCUCAUCAUGAACACCAUCAUGCUGCAGGUGUCACAACAGGCCAGGCAACACAAGCUGUACAACAAAGAGCUGUACGCCGACUUCAUCGCUGCACAGAUCAAGACGCUGUCCUUCCUGGCCUACAUCAUCCGCAUCUACCAGGACCUGGUUGGUAAAUACUCACAGCAGAUGGUUAAGGGCAUGUUACAGCUGCUGUCCAACUGCCCCUCUGAGACGGCUCAUCUUCGCAAGGAGCUGCUCAUCGCAGCCAAACACAUUCUCACCACUGACCUGCGCAGCCAGUUCAUCCCUUGCAUGGACAAACUUUUCGAUGAAUCCAUCUUGAUCGGCUCCGGCUACACGGCUCGGGAGACUCUCAGACCCCUGGCCUACAGCACGCUCGCAGACCUGGUGCACCACGUUCGCCAGAAUCUGCCCUUGACGGAUUUGUCGCUCGCCGUCCAGCUCUUCGCCAAAAACAUUGAUGACGAGUCACUUCCCAGUAACAUUCAGACCAUGUCCUGCAAGCUGCUGCUCAACUUGGUCGACUGCAUCCGACUAAAGUCGGAGCAGGAGAACGGCAACGGGCGGGACAUUCUGAUGAGGAUGCUGGAGGUCUUUGUGCUGAAGUUCCACACCAUCGCACGCUACCAGCUCCCUUCUAUCUUCAAGAAGUGUAAGCCCCAGUCAGAGAUGGGUGUGGUCGACCCAGUGGCGUUGCCUGGUGUGCCUGCCACACCCACCCCAUCCACCACCCCAGCCAUACCUCCUCCUGCUCCUCCCACACCGGUCGCUGCUCCUCCCGCACCUCCAACGUCCUUCGACCGAGCGGGUGAAAAGGAAGACAAGCAGACGUUCCAGGUGUCGGACUGUCGCAGCCUGGUGAAGACCUUGGUCUGUGGUGUGAAGACCAUCACGUGGGGCAUCAGCUCCUGCAAAUCCCCAGGAGAAGCUCAGUUUAUUCCUAACAAACAGCUUCAGCCAAAGGAGACACAGAUCUACAUCAAACUGGUGAAAUAUGCCAUGCAGGCCUUGGACAUCUACCAGGUACAGGUUGCCAACAACCAGCAGACCUACAUCAGGGUGGCCAACUGUCAGACCGUACGCAUGAAGGAGGAAAAGGAGGUUCUGGAGCACUUUGCAGGAGUCUUCACCAUGAUGAACCCUCUCACUUUCAAGGAGAUUUUUCAGACGACUGUGCCGUACAUGGUGGAGAGGAUCUCCAAGAACUAUGCUCUGCAGAUUGUAGCAAACUCCUUUCUGGCAAACCUCUCCACGUCAGCUCUGUUUGCUACCAUCCUGGUGGAGUAUCUUCUGGAAAGGCUUCCAGAGAUGGGCUCCAAUGUGGAGCUCUCAAAUCUCUACCUCAAACUUUUCAAGCUGGUCUUUGGUUCCGUGUCACUGUUUGCAGCUGAGAACGAGCAGAUGCUGAAGCCACACCUCCACAAAAUUGUGAACAGCUCUAUGGAACUGGCCCAGUCAGCUAAAGAACCCUACAACUACUUCCUGCUUCUCCGGGCUCUGUUUCGUUCCAUUGGUGGAGGCAGCCACGACCUGCUCUACCAGGAGUUCCUGCCUCUGCUGCCAAAUCUGCUGCAAGGUCUGAACAUGCUUCAGAGUGGUCUCCACAAGCAGCACAUGAAGGACUUGUUUGUGGAGCUGUGUUUGACCGUCCCUGUGCGUCUCAGCUCCCUGCUCCCCUACCUGCCCAUGCUAAUGGACCCACUGGUGUCCGCCCUGAACGGCUCCCAGACUCUGGUCAGCCAGGGCCUCCGCACACUGGAGCUGUGCGUUGACAACCUGCAGCCUGACUUCCUGUACGACCACAUUCAGCCUGUCAGGGCGGAGCUCAUGCAGGCUUUGUGGCGUACCCUCCGUAACCCAGCUGAGAGUAUCUCACAUGUAGCCUAUCGGGUGCUGGGCAAAUUUGGAGGCAGCAACAGGAAGAUGCUGAAGGAGUCUCAGAGGCUGCACUACGUGGUGACUGAAGUCCAGGGCCCCAGCAUCAAGGCUGAGUUCACUGACUGCAAAGCUUCCAUACAGCUUCCAAUGGAGAAGGCUAUUGAAACGGCUCUAGACUGUCUGAAGAGCGCCAACACUGAGCCAUACUACAGACGACAAGCCUGGGAAGUCAUCAAGUGUUUUCUGGUGGCCAUGACCAGUCUGGAUGACAACAAGCACGCUCUUUACCAGCUCCUGUCUCAUCCAAACUUCUCUGAGAAGUGGAUUCCCAACGUCAUCAUCUCUCAUCGCUACAAGGCACAAGACACACCUGCCCGCAGAACUUUUGAACAGGCGCUGACCGGGGCGUUCAUGUCUGCUGUGAUAAAGGACCUCAGGCCCAGCGCGCUGCCCUUCGUCGCCAGCCUGAUUCGGCAUUAUACCAUGGUGGCUGUGGCUCAGCAGUGUGGUCCCUUCCUGCUGCAGUGCUACCAGACGGGCAGCCAGCCAAGUACAGCAAUGUUCCACAGCGAGGAGAACGGUUCUAAAGGCAUGGAUCCACUGGUUCUGAUUGAUGCCAUCGCCAUCUGCAUGGCCUACGAGGAGAAGGAGCUGUGUAAGAUUGGAGAAGUGGCUUUGGCCGUCAUCUUUGACGUGGCCAGCAUCAUUCUGGGCUCCAAGGAACGGGCUUGUCAGCUGCCCUUGUUCUCCUACAUCGUGGAGCGUUUGUGCGCCUGCUGUUACGAACAGGCCUGGUACGCCAAGCUUGGAGGUGUGGUAUCCAUCAAAUUCUUGAUGGAGAGGCUACCUCUCAUCUGGGUCCUGCAGAACCAGCUCACCUUUCUCAAGGCCCUGCUCUUUGUCAUGAUGGACCUCACAGGAGAGGUGUCCAACGGAGCAGUGGCCAUGGCAAAGACCACCCUGGAGCAGCUGCUGGUCCGCUGUGCCACCCCUCUGAAGGAUGAGGAGAAGACAGAGGAGCUGCUGCUGGCCCAGGACAAGUCUUUCCACAUGGUCACGCACGACCUGGUCCGAGAGGUCACCUCCCCCAACUCCACUGUUCGAAAACAGGCCAUGCACUCUCUGCAGGUGCUGGCCCAGGUGACCGGCAAGAGUGUGACUGUCAUCAUGGAGCCACACAAGGAGGUUUUGCAAGAUAUGGUUCCUCCCAAGAAACACCUGCUGCGCCACCAGCCUGCCAACGCCCAGAUCGGCCUGAUGGAGGGCAACACUUUCUGCACCACCCUGCAGCCACGCCUCUUUACCAUGGAUCUGAAUGUCAUGGAGCACAAGGUUUUCUACACAGAGCUGUUGAAUCUGUGUGAGGCCGAAGACGCCGCUCUGAUGAAGCUGCCCUGUUAUAAGAGUCUGCCCUCUCUGGUUCCUCUGAGAAUUGCUGCCCUAAAUGCUCUGGCAGCCUGUAAUUACCUGCCACAGUCCAGAGAGAAGAUCAUUGCUGCACUCUUCAAAGCUCUCAACUCCACCAACAAUGAGCUGCAGGAAGCAGGAGAGGCCUGCAUGAGGAAGUUCCUGGAAGGUGCAACCAUCGAGGUGGAUCAGAUCCACACUCACAUGCGCCCCCUGCUUAUGAUGCUGGGCGACUACCGCAGCCUGACACUCAACGUGGUGAACCGUCUGACCUCUGUCACGCGCCUCUUCCCCAACUCCUUCAAUGACAAGUUCUGUGACCAGAUGAUGCAACACUUGAGGAAGUGGAUGGAGGUGGUGGUGAUCACACACAAAGGAGGCCAACGCAGCGACGGCAGUGAGAUGAAGAUCUGCUCUGCCAUCAUUAACCUCUUCCACCUAAUCCCAGCCGCUCCUCAGACUCUGGUCAAACCUCUGCUGGAGGUCGUCAUGAAGACAGAGAGGGCCAUGCUGAUCGAGGCUGGCAGUCCGUUCAGGGAGCCUCUGAUCAAGUUCCUGACUCGUCACCCAUCUCAGACGGUGGAGCUCUUCAUGAUGGAGGCCACGCUCAAUGACCCUCAAUGGAGCCGCAUGUUCAUGAGUUUCCUAAAACACAAAGAUGCCAAGCCUCUAAGGGACGUGCUGGCCUCCAAUCCCAAUCGCUUCGUCCACCUGUUGCUUCCCGCUGGUACUGCAGCUACUGUUCGACCCGGAUCUCCUUCCACCACCACAGCUCGCCUGGACCUCCAGUUCCAAGCGAUUAAGAUCAUCAGCAUCAUCGUGAAGAAUGACGAAGGCUGGCUGGCUGGGCAGCACUCCCUGGUCAGCCAGCUCAGACGAGUCUGGGUCAGCGAGGCGUUCCAGGAUAGACACCGUAAAGACAACAUGGCUGCCACCAACUGGAAGGAGCCCAAACUGCUGGCCUACUGCCUGCUGAGCUACUGCAAGCGUAACUACUCGGAGAUCGAGCUGCUGUUCCAGCUGCUGCGAGCCUUCACGGGUCGUUUCUUAUGCAACAUGACGUUCCUGAAGGAGUACAUGGAAGAGGAGAUUCCACGGAAUUACUCUAUAGCCCAGAAACGUGCCCUGUUCUUCCGCUUCGUCGAGUUCAAUGACCCACAUUUCAACGAUGAGCUCAAAGCAAAGGUGUUGCAGCACAUCCUGAAUCCAGCCUUCCUGCACAGCUUUGAGAAAGGGGAAGGAGAGCAGCUGCUGGGACCCCCCAACCCAGAGGGGGACAACCCCGAGAGUAUCACCAGUGUCUUCAUCACUAAGGUUCUGGACCCAGAGAAGCAGGCCGACCUGCUGGACUCACUGAGGAUCUGCCUGCUUCAGUUCUCCACCCUGCUGGUGGAGCACGCACCACACCACAUCCACGACAACAACAAAUCUCGCAACAGCAAACUGCGACGCCUCAUGACCUUUGCAUGGCCUUGUCUGCUGCCCAAAGCCUGCGUGGACCCCGCCUGCAAAUACAGCGGUCACUUACUGCUGGCUCACAUCAUCGCCAAGUUCGCAAUUCACAAGAAGAUCGUUCUGCAGGUCUUCCACAGCCUGCUGAAGGCCCACACCAUGGAGGCUCGAGCCAUUGUUCGUCAGGCCAUGGCCAUACUGACCCCUGCCGUUCCCGCCCGCAUGGAGGAUGGCCACCAGAUGUUGACCCACUGGACACGAAAGAUCAUAGUGGAGGAGGGCCACACGGUGCCACAGCUGGUCCACAUCCUCCAUCUCAUCGUCCAGCACUUUAGGGUCUACUACCCUGUGCGUCACCACCUGGUGCAGCACAUGAUCAGUGCAAUGCAGCGUCUGGGCUUCACCCCCAGUGUGACCAUCGAGCAGAGGAAACUGGCCGUGGACCUGGCAGAGGUGGUGAUCAAGUGGGAGUUACAGAGAAUCAAAGAUCAUCAGCCUGAGUCUGAAGGUGAAGCAGCUGCCGGUGGUGAAGGGACCAGCGGAGCUGUGAAAAGAGGAAUGUCCCUGGACUCAGCCUCCACCGCCGCCGGUCAGGACGUCAAGAGGUUCCGUACGGCGACUGGAGCUGCCUCCACGGUAUUUGGCCGUGCCCAGUCCAUGCCAGGCUCAGAGACCAUGCUCACCAAGCCUGUGGAGAAACUGCAUACAGACACAGUGGUCAACUUCCUGAUCAGGAUUGCAUGUCAGGUGAACGACAGCACCAACGUGGCCGGGUCUCCAGGAGAGCUGCUGUCCCGUCGCUGUGUCAGCCUGAUGAAGACUGCCCUCAGACCUGACAUGUGGCCCCGCGCUGAGCUCAAGCUGCAGUGGUUCGACAAGCUGCUCAUGACGGUGGAGCAACCAGCACAGGCUAACAUCUCCAACAUCUGCACCGGGCUGGAGAUCCUGUGUUUCUUGUUGACUGUUCUCCAGUCCCCGGCCAUCCUGGCCCACUUCAAGCCCCUGCAGCGAGGGAUCGCUGCCUGUAUGACCUGUGGAAAUACCAAAGUCCUGCGGGCGGUCCACUCUCUGCUGUCUCGCCUCAUGAGCAACUUUCCCACAGAGCCAAGCACUUCAACUGUGGCGUCAAAGUAUGAGGAACUGGAAUGUCUGUACGCCGCCGUGGGCAAAGUAAUCUACGAGGGACUGACCAACUAUGAAAAAGCCACAAGUAACACCAACCCCACUCAGCUUUUCGGAACGCUGAUGAUCCUGAAGUCAGCCUGCAGCUACAACGCCAGCUACAUCGACCGCCUCAUCUCCGUGUUCAUGAGAUCGCUGCAGAAGAUGGUGAGGGAACACCUGAGCCCACAGCAGGCCAACCCAGGGGUGACAGAGACCAGCACAGUGACCAGUGAACUGGUGAUGCUGAGUCUAGACCUGGUGAAGACUCGAUUGUCUGUGAUGAUUAUGGAAAUGAGGAAGAACUUCAUCCAAGUCAUCCUCACCUCUCUGAUCGAGAAGUCGCCCGAUCCAAAAAUCCUGCGAGCGGUGGUGAAAAUCGUGGAAGAGUGGGUGAAGAACAACUCGCCCAUGGCCGCCAACCAGAUGCCAAACCUACGUGAGAAGUCCAUCCUGCUGGUGAAGAUGAUGACCUACAUAGAGAAACGUUUCCCCGAUGAACUUGAGUUAAAUGCCCAGUUCUUGGACCUCGUUAAUUACGUCUACAGGGACGAAAGCCUUUCCGGAAGUGAUAUCACAUCCAAGCUGGAGCCUGCGUUCCUCUCCGGGCUGCGCUGCAGUCAGCCGCUGAUCCGGGCCAAGUUCUUUGAGGUGUUUGAUGCCUCCAUGAAGCGACGCGUCUACGAGAGGCUGCUUUACAUCUGCUGCUCACAGAACUGGGAGGCCAUGGGAAGUCACUUCUGGAUUAAACAGUGCACAGAGCUUCUGUUGGCAGUGUGUGAGAGAAACACCAUCAUCGGCACCAGCUGUCAGGGAUCCAUGCUGCCGUCCAUCACCAAUGUCAUCAACCUGGCCGACAGCCAUGACAGAGCUGCCUUCGCCAUGGCGACGCAUGUCAAGCAGGAGCCACGUGAGAGGGAGAACAGCGAGACCAAGGAGGAGGAUGUGGAGAUAGACAUCGAGUUAGCGCCAGGCGAUCAGACGGCCAUCCCUAAGACCAAGGAGCAGGCGGAGAGGGACACAGGCAACCAGCUGCACAUGCUCACCAACCGCCACGACAAGUUCCUGGAUUCACUCAGGGAGGUCAAGACGGGGGCUCUUCUGAACGCUCUGGUCCAGCUCUGUCACAUCUCGACACCACUGGCUGAGAAGACCUGGGUCCAACUCUUCCCUCGACUGUGGAAGAUCCUCUCUGACAGACAGCAGCAUGCUCUGUCCGGAGAAAUUAGUCCUUUCCUCUGCAGCGGCAGCCACCAGGCCCAGCGGGACUGUCAGCCCAGUGCACUCAACUGCUUUGUGGAGGCCAUGUCCCAGUGCGUGCCUCCUAUUCCCAUCCGCCCUUGCGUGCUCAAGUACCUGGGAAAGACGCACAACCUCUGGCUACGUUCCACCUUAAUGCUGGAGCAACAGGCUUUUGAAAAGGGCCUGAGUCUGCACAGUAAACCCAAACAGAGCACAGAGUUUUAUGAGCAGGAGAGCAUCACACCACCUCAGCAGGAGAUUUUGGACUCCCUGGCAGAGCUUUACUCCCUGCUCCAGGAGGAGGACAUGUGGGCAGGUCUGUGGCAGAAGAGGUGCAAAUUCCCCGAAACGGCCACCGCCAUCGCCUAUGAGCAGCACGGCUUCUUUGAGCAGGCUCAGGAAAGCUAUGAGAAAGCUAUGGAGAAGGCCAGAAAGGAGCACGAGAGGGGCAACAUUUCCCCCGCCGUCUUUCCUGAGUAUCAACUCUGGGAAGAUCACUGGAUUCGCUGUUCCAAGGAACUGAAUCAGUGGGAGCCUCUGACAGAGUACGGCCAGUCCAAAGGUCACACCAACCCUUACCUGGUGCUUGAAUGUGCCUGGAGAGUGUCCAACUGGGCUGCCAUGAAGGAGGCUCUGGAGCAGGUGGAAAUGAGCUGCCCCAAAGAGAUGGCCUGGAAGGUGCAUAUGCACCGCGGCUACCUGGCCAUUUGCCACCCAGAGGAGCAACAGCUGAACUUCAUUGAGCGGCUGGUGGAGUUGGCUUCCAGCCUGGCCAUCAGAGAGUGGAGGAGGCUGCCUCACAUCGUCUCCCAUGUGCACACGCCGCUGCUUCAGGCAGCACAGCAGAUCAUCGAGCUGCAAGAAGCAGCUCAAAUUAACGCCGGCCUUCAGCCAGCCAACCUGGGCCGCAACAACAGCCUCCAUGACAUGAAGACAGUGGUGAAAACCUGGAGGAACAGACUGCCUAUUGUCUCUGAUGACCUGUCACACUGGAGCAGCAUCUUCAUGUGGCGCCAGCAUCACUACCAAGGUGUGACACACGCCCACAGUCCCAUCACUGCCAUAGUGACAGCAUACGAGACAAACACGCAGCAUGAUCCCAACAAUAAUAACGCCAUGUUGGGAGUCCACGCCUCCGCCUCUGCCAUCAUUCAGUACGGAAAGAUUGGACGUAAACAGGGUCUGGUGAACGUAGCUCUGGACAUUCUGAGUCGUAUCCACACCAUCCCCACCGUGCCCAUCGUGGACUGUUUCCAGAAGAUCAGGCAACAGGUCAAAUGUUACCUGCAGCUGGCUGGUGUCAUGGGCAAGAAUGAGUGCAUGCAGGGUUUGGAGGUGAUAGAGUCCACCAAUCUGAAGUACUUCACCAAGGAGAUGACGGCCGAGUUCUACGCUCUCAAGGGCAUGUUUCUGGCCCAGAUCAACAAGUCAGAGGAGGCAAACAAGGCCUUUUCGGCGGCGGUGCAGAUGCAUGAUGUGCUAGUGAAGGCCUGGGCCAUGUGGGGCGACUAUCUGGAGAACAUCUUUGUCAAGGACCGACAACUCCACUUGGGGGUGUCUGCCAUCACCUGCUACCUCCACGCCUGCCGCCACCAAAAUGAGAGCAAGUCCCGCAAAUACCUGGCAAAGGUUUUGUGGCUCCUCAGUUUUGAUGACAAGAACACUCUGGCUGAAGCCGUAGACAAGUACUGCAUCGGAGUCCCACCAAUCCAGUGGCUGGCCUGGAUACCGCAGCUCCUGACCUGUCUGGUCGGAUCAGAGGGAAAACCUCUGCUCAACCUUAUCAGUCAGGUGGGACGAGUGUACCCUCAGGCUGUCUACUUCCCCAUCCGUACCCUUUACCUGACGCUGAAGAUCGAGCAGAGGGAGCGCUAUAAGAGUGAUGCAUCUGGACAGCAGCAACCCAGUUCAGUGGGAGCCCAGGCUCACUCUGGGGCCUCUGACCCAGGACCCAUACGGGCCACGGCACCGAUGUGGCGCUGCAGCAGGAUCAUGCAUAUGCAGAGGGAGCUCCACCCCACCCUGCUGUCCUCCCUGGAGGGCAUCGUGGACCAGAUGGUGUGGUUCAGAGAGAACUGGCAUGAAGAGGUCUUGAGGCAGCUCCAACAGGGUCUGGCCAAGUGCUACUCAGUGGCCUUUGAGAAGAGCGGAGCGGUGUCUGACGCCAAGAUCACGCCACACACGCUCAACUUUGUCAAGAAGCUGGUCAGCACCUUCGGCGUGGGUCUGGAGAACGUCUCCAACGUUUCCACCAUGUUCUCCAGCGCCGCCUCCGAGUCCCUGGCUCGCCGAGCUCAAGCCACGGCGCAGGACCCAGUGUUCCAGAAGAUGAAGGGACAGUUCACCACAGACUUCGACUUCAGCGUUCCAGGCUCCAUGAAGCUUCAUAAUCUCAUCUCCAAGCUGAAAAAGUGGAUUAAGAUUCUGGAGGCUAAGACAAAGCAGCUGCCCAAAUUUUUCCUCAUUGAAGAGAAAUGCCGUUUCCUCAGCAACUUCUCGGCACAGACUGCCGAGGUGGAGAUCCCCGGGGAGUUCCUCAUGCCCAAACCUACGCACUACUACAUCAAGAUUGCAAGGUUCAUGCCUAGAGUGGAAAUCGUCCAGAAACACAACACGGCAGCACGUCGUCUCUACAUCCGCGGCCACAACGGUAAGAUCUACCCCUACCUGGUGAUGAACGACGCCUGUCUGACAGAGUCGCGCCGGGAGGAGAGGGUCCUCCAGCUGCUGCGCCUCCUCAACCCCUGUCUGGAGAAGAGGAAGGAGACCACCAAGAGACACCUCUUCUUCACUGUGCCCAGAGUGGUUGCUGUGUCUCCUCAGAUGCGUCUGGUGGAGGACAACCCUUCGUCUCUGUCGCUGGUGGAAAUCUACAAACAGCGCUGUGCCAAGAAGGGCAUCGAACACGACAACCCCAUCUCCAGAUAUUACGACCGUCUGGCCACUGUACAGGCCCGAGGCACACAGGCCAGUCACCAGGUGCUGCGUGACAUCCUGAAGGAGGUGCAGGGGAACAUGGUCCCACGCAGCAUGCUGAAGGAGUGGGCGCUGCACACUUUCCCCAACGCCACCGACUACUGGACCUUCAGAAAGAUGUUCACCAUCCAACUCGCGCUCAUCGGUCUGGCUGAGUUCAUGCUGCAUCUCAACAGGCUCAACCCAGAAAUGCUGCAGAUUGCACAGGACACUGGGAAACUGAAUGUCUCCUACUUCCGCUUCGAUAUCAACGACGCCACAGGCGACCUGGACGCUAAUCGGCCCGUUCCCUUCCGUCUGACUCCGAACAUCUCUGAGUUCCUGACCACUAUCGGUGUCUCCGGGCCACUCACCGCCUCCAUGAUCGCCGUGGCUCGAUGCUUCGCACAACCCAACUUCAAGGUGGAUGGAAUCCUGAAGGCUGUCCUCCGAGAUGAGAUCAUAGCCUGGCACAAGAAGACCCAGGAGGACACGUCCAUGCCGCUGUCCCCUGCUGGUCAGCCUGAGAACAUGGACUCCCAGCAGCUGGUCUCCCUGGUCCAGAAGGCUGUCACGGCCAUCAUGACCCGCCUCCACAACCUGGCCCAGUUUGAAGGAGGAGAAAGUAAAGUCAACACGCUGGUGGCUGCAGCCAACAGUCUGGACAACCUGUGCCGUAUGGACCCUGCCUGGCACCCAUGGCUCUGAGGCUCCAGAAGAAGACGGCGGGAGACUGGGAAAUGGUUUGGGUGUUUUUUACUGGACAUUUUUGGACUCAUGUUGAAACUUUUUCUUCCAUGUUUGUCUGGAAACCAUCUCUGCCUUGUUUUCAUUUUUUGAGAGGACAGUGUCUCUGUAGUGCCCGUUAUUAAAAUGACAAUAGGAAGGAAUCCAGGCACCGUGAGUCACAGUCCCGUUUUUACAAAAGUCUUGUUGUCCUUUCUUGAACACCACCUAGUGACAUUUCACGUGAAACCAGACUUCUUAAAACAAAGUUUAUUUUUUUUAUUUAAAUGCUGAUACGUUUUGUUUUCUCUGUCCUUUCAGAAUAUUGUUUGCCUGAGAUGUGCUUUAAUUAUUUUUUACCCCCGAUUAUAUUUUUGUUCUUCACGAUGAGCUGUUACUACGGUCAUGUGAACAACAUUCCCAGUGAACAUGUCUGUUUCCAACAGGAGUGAAUGAUCUGCUCUGUAAAUAAGCAUUUUGUUUGAAUAAAAUGCUCUUUUUUAUAAAACACACA